Molecule: messenger RNA, 1370 nt
Organism: Brachypodium distachyon (stiff brome)
Lineage: Eukaryota; Viridiplantae; Streptophyta; Magnoliopsida; Poales; Poaceae
Product: glyoxylate/hydroxypyruvate reductase HPR3
Exons: 2
Coding region: 18-1097 (359 amino acids)
Cellular component (GO): cytosol
Molecular function (GO): hydroxypyruvate reductase [NAD(P)H] activity; glyoxylate reductase (NADPH) activity; NAD binding
Source: RefSeq, a predicted model, not a curated record
AGAUGUGAGCGCAGGACAUGCCCACCGUGUGUCUGCUGCUGGCGUGUCUCCGUCACUCCAAAGCAGCGACGACAACUGAUUCCAUCCCCUUCCCCCUACGGAGUACGGAGCGUAGUGAUUUGGCUGCGAUCCCAAUGGAGACCACGCCGCCGCCGCCUUCGCACACUGACGAGAGGCCGUUGGUGCUCCUGGCGCAGCCGCUCUUCCCGGAGUUCGCCGCGGCGCUCGCCGGCCGCUACCGUUUCGCUCUGGCCGCCGACGCCGACGCGGCGGCCGCGGCCGAGGCGCGGGUGCUACUCGUGCCGGGGCUCGCGCGGGUCACGGCCGAGCUCCUGGGCUCGCUCCCGGCGCUGGAGCUCGUGGCGGCAACCUCCGUCGGCGUCGACCACGUGGACCUCGACACGUGCCGCCGCCGCGGGCUCGCCGUGACCAACGCCGGCGCCGCGUUCGCCGCCGACUCGGCCGAUUACGCCGUCGGGCUCCUCGUCGCCGUGCUCCGCAGGGUCGCCGCCGCGGACGCGUUCGUCCGGAGCGGCAGAUGGGCCGCCGAUGGCGACUACCCUCUAACCACCAAGGUGAGCGGCAAGAGAGUGGGGAUCGUGGGGCUGGGCAACAUCGGCGCCCUCGUGGCGCGGCGGCUCGCGGCCUUCGGCUGCGCCAUCUCCUACCACUCCAGAUCCCCCAAACCGGCGGCGCCCUACAAGUUCUUCCCGGCGGUGCUUGACCUCGCUGCCGACAGCGACGUGCUGGUGCUCUCCUGCGCGCUGACGGAGGAGACGAGGCACAUGGUCAACCGGGAGGUGAUGGAGGCGCUGGGCAAGGACGGCGUGCUGGUCAACGUCGGCCGGGGCGGCCUCGUCGACGAGCCGGAGCUCGUCAGGUGCCUCCGUGAGGGCGUCAUCGGCGGCGCCGGCCUCGACGUGUACGAGAACGAGCCGGCCGUGCCGCGGGAGCUGUUCGCCAUGGACAACGUGGUGCUCUCGGACCACAGGGCCGUCAUCACGCCGGAGUCCAUGCGCGGCGCGCUUGAGAUCCUCGUCGCCAACCUCGACGCCUUCUUCUCCGGGAGGCCACUGGUUAGUCCUGUGCAGCUCUGAAUCUCAAUUGAAUCUGCGGUCAGAUGUUGGUUUGCUUGUGAUUCAUGGACUGCACGCUUACUGACGGCCUGAAGAAACUGCAAUCUGCAGAAAUGAUGUGCCUGUUGAUUCAUUUUCAGACGAAAGAUUUUCUUUGUUCCUGUAUUGCAGAAGUUGUUCAUGUAAAACAAUCGAUCUGGUUCAUCCGUUCAUGACCCUGUAAGUCGAAAACUGAGAAAAUACACGCGACAAGGUGAACAUAAAACAUGCUUAAGUUGUGUUGAAAGUUGCUCA